Yamadazyma jaroonii is the source of this 1281-nucleotide messenger RNA. NCBI's taxonomy places the organism in Eukaryota, Fungi, Ascomycota, Pichiomycetes, Serinales, Debaryomycetaceae. The record is from the annotation of a GenBank genome assembly.
AUGAGUGGUAAGAAGAAGUUAGUUUACAAACAAGAUCCUGAUGGAGUUUUCCGGUUAAAGAGAUUGAAUGACAGUGAUAAGUUGAGUACUAAGUCCGAUAAACGGACAGUUGAUGAUUACUUGAAUGAUUUGAUUAGUUGUGCUUAUGAAGUAGUCGAUCCUGGAGCAAAAAAUAAAGAACAGAAAGAGGUAGCUUCACCACCAACCAAAUUUCCAGAUUUGACAGUUCAAACCGACAUCAUCAAUGAAAUGCAUGAAUCCCCAAACAUCAGUCCCACCGAUCAUCUUAAUGUAAAUACACCCAAAUUCUCCAAAGGGUUCAGUCCAGGAUUGAAUAUUUUAACUCCAGAACCUGAAUCUCCUGUUGCUACAGUUACUACCCCGUUCACUAUGCCAUUAAUGACUCAAAUUAAUACUAACUUGAAUAUGUUCCACAUACCUAGUUUCUUAAUAGGGGUGAUUUUAGCAUUGGUCAUUAGUAGGUUAUCUCCCCAAUUGUUAUAUUAUGGACAAAUAUUCUUCAAUUAUGCGAAGAUUGGUGUUAUUUGGGGGAUCAUCCUUGGUACCAUUGGUUGGUAUGGAGGGUUAAUUAAAGUAGAGAAAUUCUCCUUUAAAGAUAUAAUGAGUCGUUUUAAAGCUAAACCCCUUGAGAUUCCUCCUAUACCUCCACAGGAACCUGACAUUCCUUUAAUGGCUCAAGCUUAUGAUGAACCAAUGGAAAGAUCUCCAUCGGUAGAAUACCAACAACGUCAACCUUUACCUCGUAGACAUACAGAUAAACCUAGAUCCAAAUCUAUCACUAAACCAGUAUCACCUCAAAGAAAUCGUAGUACUCAAGUAUUACCAUACAAACCUCAACCAAGGAGUCAAAGUCUUGGUUUUGAUGAUAAACCUAAAUUGAAUAAACAUCAUACAACUGAACCAAAAUCCAAUUAUUCCAAAUUUGUAGAAAGAUCCAGAAAACAUAAACCCACCAACAGUUUUGAUUCAUUCGAUUCCAAUAACUUGAGAAAUCCUCAAGUUCCCACCCAUCAGUUCAAUCAUUACACCCACACUGAUGGUAGAUUGACUCCUCCUUUAGAUCAACCUUUACCUGAGAUCCCCAAUGAUUUACCUUUCAUCAAUGAAGUUAAGUUAGUUAAUGGAGAAGAAGACGAUGAAUUCACUGAAUUACCAGGAUUUGGGGUUAAAAGAUCUAAUACCACAAUGAGUAAAAAGAGUGUAUUGGGAACCAGAGCCAAUUACAAUAGAUUCAUUGAUGGAGUUCAAGAUUAUGAAUAG